CACCCUUAUGAACAUACAAAACACAUAAAUUGCAUGACACCACCUCAAUGAUUCAUUAACUGGGACAGAAGUUUAGAAGCACAAUCAUAGCACUUCUUGAAGAUCUGUUUCACACUGCUACAAUGCAUCUAAAGUUAUUCCUUGUGUGUUCCAUACUCAGUUUUGCGACAGGCAAUGUAUUCCGAAACAUUGAAAGAGCUAACAUACCUGGUGGUCUUGGCCCUUUGCAAAAAUUUAACCCAUUGAUUCAAAAUUUGAUUAACCAGGUGCGAUUAGAUGCUGAAAGUGAAGCUGGUCAUAAAUUUGAUAACUACUUAGCAAUGUCGUACAAAUCGCAAAUUGUAGGUGGCACGAAUUACUUUGUCAAGGUUCAAAUUGGUCUUGAAAAAUAUGUUCAUUUGAAAGUGUUUGUUCCAUUCCCGUUUGCAAAACUCCCACCGACACUCUUGCGUAUACAGUUAAAUAAAAAGAAGGAUGAUCCAAUUGAAUACUUUUAGUAUAUUGACAGAAUUUACGUUGACAAUAUGAAAAAGGUGUAAUGAAAUAAUUUUCCAAUAAAAGCAAAUAAAAAUUGA
Molecule: messenger RNA, 575 nt
Organism: Xenia sp. Carnegie-2017
Lineage: Eukaryota; Metazoa; Cnidaria; Anthozoa; Malacalcyonacea; Xeniidae
Product: cystatin-B-like
Exons: 5
Coding region: 123-497 (124 amino acids)
Cellular component (GO): cytosol
Molecular function (GO): cysteine-type endopeptidase inhibitor activity
Source: RefSeq, a predicted model, not a curated record